This is a messenger RNA of Coregonus clupeaformis (lake whitefish), 3652 nucleotides long. Its product is annotated as clathrin coat assembly protein AP180. Gene Ontology annotation, cellular component: clathrin-coated vesicle; synaptic vesicle; extrinsic component of presynaptic endocytic zone membrane. The transcript is spliced from 28 exons. Lineage: Eukaryota; Metazoa; Chordata; Actinopteri; Salmoniformes; Salmonidae. Gene Ontology annotation, molecular function: clathrin heavy chain binding; SNARE binding; phosphatidylinositol-4,5-bisphosphate binding. Bases 839 to 3025 code for a protein of 728 amino acids. Gene Ontology annotation, biological process: clathrin coat assembly; clathrin-dependent endocytosis; synaptic vesicle budding from presynaptic endocytic zone membrane. The record is from RefSeq and is a predicted model, not a curated record.
AAUGAAGCGUCACCUGACCCUGUCCUAACACUGCACGGGGGGAGAGGAUAGAUAGCCAGAUAGAUAGGCCUACAGUCUAAAUAAACAUACAUUCGAGUGAGUGGAAGACACAAUUAUUUCCAACAUCUCCAUAAAGUAUAGCCUGGUAGCCUAUACCGCCUCCUUGGAUUGGUGCGACGGUCAGUGUUGUCUCCUGCCACAGGGGUAGAGGCACAUCUGCUGUCGACAGAGAGAGAAGCGCAACGCGCCUAUCAGACAUUCUUGAUCAGAAAAAAACUUCCGGAGCGAAGGUUUUAAUCCACGAGCCGACGAGGACACUGUGCGUCACUACUCCAAAAUCAUUAUUUUGAAAGUCCCCCGUGCACUUUACUCCUUCGGUUUGCCUUUUUUGCGUGCGUCGUGGGGAAGGAAACACUUGACCGUGUAACCGAUGUUCCUGCAAAACGGAUAACGGAAUAUUCUAUGUAUGUUUGAUGAAGGUUGGACAUUUGGCCAAACCCAUUCAUUCUAAGGAUAAGAAGCGCUGUGCGGUCGCAGCGUUUACAAUCUCCUAAUUGCUUCUUUAUUAUUGCUUUAUUGCUGUGGGCUGAGGAAAUAGAUUGUAUUUCCAGCGUAGUGUUACGUAAGAGUGACUUUAUCCAAGGUGCUGAACUGAACCAUAUAGCGGGACACAGAAGGAAGAAGGCAAUCUAGCAAGGUCACAGGCCUAUUCGUGGGGGAUUUAGAGAGGACCGCACAGCACUGGCAUCGUUGAUCCCCUUAUUCCUGUAGCAAGACCGCCUUUUUAUUUUAUUUUUCUCCUUGGUGAAAUAAAGGUGGUCUACUACACUAGGAGAAAAUGUCGGGGCAGACGCUCACGGAUCGUAUUGCCGCUGCGCAGUACCAGUUGACGGGAUCAGAGGUAUCUCGCGCCGUCUGCAAGGCAACCACUCACGAGGUGAUGGCGCCCAAGAAAAAGCACCUGGAAUAUCUGAUAUCGGCCACCAAUGCGACCAACGUGAACAUCCCUCAGAUGGCCGACACUCUGUUUGAGAGGGCCACCAACGCCAGCUGGAUUGUCGUCUUCAAGGCCCUAGUCACCACACACCACAUGUGUGUCCAUGGAAAUGAGAGGUUCAUCCAGUACCUGGCCUCCAGGACCGCUCUGUUCAACCUCAGCAACUUUAUUGACAAAACAGGCUCCCACGGCUAUGAUAUGUCUACUUUCAUCAGACGUUACGGCCGCUACCUCAAUGAGAGGGCUUUUGCCUACCGCCAGAUGGCUUUCGACUUCACCAAAGUCAAGAAGGGUGCUGAAGGGGUGAUGAGGACAAUGGCUCCAGACAAGCUGUUAAAAGGCAUGCCCGUCCUGCAGACUCAGAUCGACACACUGCUGGAGUUUGAUGUCCAUCCCAAGGAGCUGAAUAACCCUAUCAUCAACGCAGCAUUCCUGCUGCUCUUCAAGGAUCUGGUCAAGCUUUUUGCCUCCUACAACGACGGGAUCAUUAAUUUAUUAGAGAAAUACUUUAAGAUGAAGAAGGGCGAUUGCAAGGAGGCCUUGGAGAUCUAUAAGAGGUUCCUGACCAGGGUCACCAAGAUCGGAGAGUUCAUGAAGCUCGCUGAGACAGUCGGUGUCGAAAAAAAUGACAUUCCAGACAUCAACUAUGCUCCCAGUAGCAUCCUGGAGUCGCUGGAGACACACAUGAACAGCUUGGAGGGGAAGAAGGGUGAAGGGUCUCCAACAAAGGGGUCCCCCACCAAUAACGUGUCCCCGACCUCCACCCCCGCCAAAACUGCAGCCGCCGUGCCCACCCUAGUGCCGCCACCUGAAGAAGCCACUGAUUCUCUGUUGGAUCUGGACCCUCUGUCCUCCUCUGGUCCGUCAGCAGGAGCCUCAGCAGCCCCUAUGUCCUGGGGAGACCUCCUUGGAUCAGAAAUGGGCGAGUCCAUGCUUCCUGACCCCACCCUCGCUGUAGACACCGCUCCCUCUCCCGCGGGGGUAACGCCCACCCCUACAGCCGCAGAGCCAGGAGUCACUCUGGCUCCUCCCCCUAGUGCGGCCGCCGGCACUUCCCCCGGUGCGACGAAUAUGGAUCUGCUGGGAGAUGCGUUUUCGACCCCUGUUUCCGCCUCUGAUGCCUCUGCCGCUGCCGAGGGCGGGGCUCCGGCCUCCACACCAACCCCUGUCACCGACGCUGCAGCUGACCCCUUUGCCCCCACUGGUUGCAGUUCAAAUGCAGUAGGCCCAGGGCUGGACCUGUUUGCCAUGAUGCCAAUGGCGAACAACUGCUUUAACUCAGUGGCGCCCCCUCCUGCCCCCUCAUCCACCAUCACAGCACCCAUCCCCCCCACCACCACCCCAUCGAUAGACCUCUUCAGUGCUAUGUUUGAUUCCAUGCCAGAUCCAAGCUUCACCAAAGCAGACCCUGCCCCCAGUGUUGACAUGUUUGGAGCAGCAGAUGCAUUCUCCUCCCCUGCCCCCCUCCUCUCCUCAGACCUCCCAACGGACAAGGGGGCGAUCAUGGACAUGUUUGGGGACUCCACCGGUGGAGAAACCCAGCCUGCUACCCCUGCAGCUGCCUCUGGUGCUGAGCUGAUGGCAGCGUUUGAUGGUCUAGGGGAUGUGUUGAUGCCUGCUAUGACGCCCCAGACCGGGGCCACCUCAUCUCCAGUUAAACCUAUGGGAGGGGACCUAGACGCCACCAUGGCUAGCAUGGCUAGCAACCUGGGAAUGGGGAGCCAAAAACCGGGGGAGAAUACGAUGGGAAGCGGAGGCUGGUCAACUCCUCAGGUAGCUCCUCCAAGUUGGGGAGCUCCCAUGAACGUUCCAAUGGGGUCCCCUUCUUUUAUGGGGUCUUACCAAGGAUUCAGCAUGGGCGGGGCGGCCGGCACUGGAGCUCCCAUGAUGCCCAUGGUUAGGCCAGGCUUUGGAGCCCCUGCAGCCCCAGGAGCACCGAUGGGAUCUCCAGGGAUGGCCGGGAGCCCAAGGAAGCCUCCGCCCCCCAAGAAUGCCCUGGACGACCUCAACAUCAAGGACUUCAUGUAAACCCCUCUAACCCAACCCUCCAAGGUUGUUGUUGUGUCUGGAGCUAUGGAUGUGGAUGUGUGUACUCCCCGUCUCCCUCCUGUCACGCCCCAGCCCCUUCAGCCAACCAACCAUCAGCACUACGACUCCUGUCCUCUGACUUCCCCGGAACCUCUGUCUGCUGUUGUAGCAAAAACUGUGGAUGUGAAUCAUAGAUACAGAAAACAAAAUUGUGUGUGUGAGUGUGUAUGUACUUCAAUGUUAUCCUUUACCUAAACUAAGACAAAAUGUACCAUAAAAAAUUCCAGUGUAUUUAGAUUAGUUCUGGAACUCCCAUGUGUCAGCUGACUUGGAAUGGUGGAUCUGUGAUGAUUUUCUUGCGGGUUUCCCAGACGAGGACUGUGUUGUUAACCAUGGACUGUGUUCGGUGUGUGUAAACCUCACUGGCCAAUCCCUGCCCUAUCCCGUCCCUCACUAUCCAAUCAAAUUCUGUGCUGAACUGUCUUUCUGACAUCAUUCAACACUUAGUUGUACUUCUCUCCAUUAAUUGAUCCAUCCAGCCUCUUUUAGAACAGAUACAGUUCUAUUGGUGUAUAUUUAUGAAUAUUGAAAGAUGUACAACUGUCACCACAAAUCUAGGUUUACAAA